UCAAAUGUCAAACGCGACUAUUUCGUCAACAGAGUCGUGGCGCGAUAGUUGGAUUUUAUGAAAUAACAACAAAUACUUCUACACAGUGCGUUUGACGGACAAUGGAUAAUAAACGAUAGAAGUCAGUAUAUUUUUUGCGUCGUAGAAGUAACCAGCGUGUCGUGUUAAUCUGACGAAUGUAUACAGAGUUGUUGCGAUUCCAAUACUUACCUAUUGAUUUUUGUUCUUCGCCGGUUUUGUAACAUUGUCAUGAAGGUUUCAGUUACAUAGAACGCUAUAAACUUUACAAACUUGUAACUUAACGUCGUGGUCAUUGAUUAAAAUUAUAAAUAUUGUGUGAAACAACAUUUCCCUUGGUCUCAUUGAAGAACAUCGUGGGAAAACAUACAUUGUGUAAAUAUGGAGAAGGUGGAGUCAGCACUAGAUGUACUAUCGCGUGCUGCAACGAUGGUACAGCCGUGCCCUGCAUACCCUGCCAGCGAUUCAGACAGCUUCGAGACUCCAAGCACUGCAUCCAGUGGCGAAUCAGAGGGUGAUCGCACCCUGUCUCCGGAGACGCCGCGAGUGCAGCCCAAGGAACUGACUGGCAAAUGGCGCAGGGAGAGACGGAACACACGUCUCCCUGAUUAUAGACCGAGGGAGAACGGUAAGAUGGCGCUCCGGUCGCAGUCUUUUAACGAGCGGCGCUGCGUGGCGUCUGUUGCGCGGGCGCAGCCGCAUAGUGAUGGAGAACUAUCGGACGAGACUGAAGAAGGACCCGCUAACUUAGCAAUUAAUGGAAAACGGGCACCUCCAGAAUACCCGGUUGGAAAGAACGAGGCUCCGAUAGACAUGCGCCUGCGAUCCCGACCCGCACCGCCGCCCUACACGAGGCCGUCUGUCAUCACGAAGAGCAAUGAUACUCCACCCGGUUCAAUGUCAAUGUGCGACCCUGUGAUCGAUGAACAUUUCCGGCGUUCACUGGGCGAUGACUACAUGAACUUAUUUAAGAAAAACAACCCAGAAAGUGCACAGCCUACACCAAAACCCAACAUGAAAGACCGAGCGAGUAGCCCUAUACAGUUCAAAACUGAAGAGCUCCCGAAACCUGCAAAAAUAAUAGCAAUGGAAGUGGACGACGCGAGUAUGUCUGUAGACGACCACUUCGCAAAGGCGUUAGGGGACACCUGGAGGCAAAUACAGACAUCAAGGUUAAAAGAUAACGAAAAAGUACAGCCAGCAAGCAAGGGUGGCGUCGACGACCACUUCAGUAAAGCCCUCGGAGAGACGUGGAAACAAAUUCAAUCGUCGAAACUCAACUUAGACACAGAUAACGAAAAACCUAAAGAUCAAACGACGAAAAUUAUUUCAAGGAGCGGAGUAGUAAUAUAAUAACGGUAGUUAAGCCGCUGGGUGGUUCGGUUUACGGCCUUGUAAAAUUUACGAGGCAUUUUCAUGAUACUAACUGGAGUAUCAAUAAAUUCCCACUUGUUUUACAUAAAGAAAGCUAUUAUUUUGAUAAUGGGUACGGAGUGUGUGCCAGUUGUGACGGUGCCUUUACACCUGGCUGGCGGUACUUACCGAAAGAUUUAUUCCAAUAUUUCUGUUACUCGGUAUGUUUAGAACGAUGUCGUUACUCUUGGCAGUCGCCAUUGUUUAUCGUAAAAUGUUCAAGAUAACAAAAUGUCAAUAACACGUUGUGACGGUUAAUAAAAACAUUGUAAAACGUGGUUGGAGGCACCUUUAUGUUUAAUAGAAAACGAAAUCCAUGACAAUUCUGUUACCUUAGGUUUUUGGGUAAUAUUUUUGUAUUGUUAUUUAAAUAGUCAAUUAGUCACCAGUUACACAUUGUAAGUUAUUACCUCAAUAUGAGCGCUUUUGCACAAUUCACUAAUAGAUUUAAGAAAUAAUGUUGUAAAUAAUAGUCAUUGUAUGGUUGAGAGAUAGAAAGGAUAUUUAUGAAAGGCGAUAUUUAGAUAUGUUUGACUAACUGUGUUUCAUUUCAACAUUAAAUGUUCCUCGUGUAAAUGUGUGUAUGUGCAAGUAAAACUUCGAAUGUUCUGUAUGCCCAUCGAAAUUUUACCCACGUGAGAUAUUGUGUCAGAGUGUAGAUACUUUAUUUUGAUAUUCGAUAAGUGUGUGAGUAUGGAGAAUAACUAGUAAGGAAUGAAAAUAUAAUGCACAUGAGAAAUGCUUGAUGAGAAAAAUGAUAGCAAUGUUACUUUGUUUAUGAUUUAGUUGAACUUACUUGUUAUAAGUAAGUUUAUUGAAAUAUCUCAUUAAAACUUGAAAUAAUCUCAUUGUAUCUCUCUUUUGUAUGUUUUCUAAGAUGAAUGGAGGUAAAUGUUUUGAUGUGUUUUACAAAACUUAGUUUUAUAUUAAAGUGUCGAAUGCUAUUAUGUUUCUCAUCAAGUUUUCAUAUUUUGAUAAAUUGGGGCAGCUGGCUGUCUCCUAUGUCCUACGACUUAGUAAUAUAAAUAUUAAAUAUAAUUCAGUUUGAUGUAUGUAAAUAACGUUUUCCUAUUUAUGCACUUUAAUUUAAGUAUAAUGUCGUUGAAGACGAGCAAAUACACAU
Messenger RNA from Spodoptera litura, 2554 nucleotides. It is a transcript of the gene Tgi, whose product is annotated as Tondu-domain-containing Growth Inhibitor. Gene Ontology annotation, biological process: negative regulation of DNA-templated transcription. Gene Ontology annotation, molecular function: transcription coactivator binding. Lineage: Eukaryota; Metazoa; Arthropoda; Insecta; Lepidoptera; Noctuidae. The record is from RefSeq and is a predicted model, not a curated record.